This is a messenger RNA of Funneliformis caledonium, 383 nucleotides long. Lineage: Eukaryota; Fungi; Glomeromycota; Glomeromycetes; Glomerales; Glomeraceae. The record is from the annotation of a GenBank genome assembly.
AUGCCCCUUCAUAAAUUAUUAGAAAAUUUUGUGAUUCAUGAUUACCUUUCGUUGACAGAAUUUUCGGAAAGUAAUCAAAAAACUUAUGGUGACAUUUACGAAGUUCACUUGGGAGUUCGACGUAUAAUCCUUAGCCGUACAGAAUACGUUGAGAAGUUAUUGAUGCCUUCAACGAAGAGCCAAUACAUGAUGAGAUUUCCUUACAGCAAAGGAUUAGCAGAAUUGGGAGUGAUUGGGAAAGGGUUACUGGCGAAUCAUGAUUUGAAAUCAUGGAGGUAUAAUCGUCAAUUCUUUACACAAGCAAUUUUGGCACCAAAAUUCACUCAAGAAGCUAUUGGUUGGACGAAUGAACUUUUCAAUGAAUUGGAAAGUUAUUGGAACAA